Molecule: messenger RNA, 2339 nt
Organism: Macaca mulatta (Rhesus monkey)
Lineage: Eukaryota; Metazoa; Chordata; Mammalia; Primates; Cercopithecidae
Gene: IL11
Product: interleukin 11
Biological process (GO): positive regulation of cell population proliferation; positive regulation of MAPK cascade
Cellular component (GO): cytoplasm
Molecular function (GO): growth factor activity; cytokine activity
Source: RefSeq, a predicted model, not a curated record
CCCCCUCCUCCCUCAGACCCGGGAGUCCAGGCCCCCAGCCCCUCCUCCCUCAGACCCAGGAGUCCAGGCCCCAGUCCCUCCUCCCUCAGACCCAGGAGUCCAGGCCCCCAGUCCCUCCUCCCUCAGACCCGGAGUCCAACCUGAGCUCUCUGUCUUCUCCUGCCCUCAGGUGUUUGCCGCCUGGUCCUGGUCGUGCUGAGCCUGUGGCCAGAUACAGCUGUUGCCCCUGGGCCACCACCUGGCUCCCCUCGAGCUUCCCCAGACCCUCGGGCCGAGCUGGACAGCACCGUGCUCCUGACCCGCUCUCUCCUGGAGGACACGCGGCAGCUGACUAUACAGCUGAAGGACAAAUUCCCAGCUGACGGGGACCACAACCUGGAUUCCCUGCCCACCCUGGCCAUGAGCGCGGGGGCACUGGGAGCUCUACAGCUCCCGAGUGUGCUGACAAGGCUGCGAGCGGACCUACUGUCCUACCUGCGGCAUGUGCAGUGGCUGCGUCGGGCAAUGGGCUCUUCCCUGAAGACCCUGGAGCCUGAGCUGGGCACCCUGCAGACCCGGCUGGACCGGCUGCUGCGCCGGCUGCAGCUCCUGAUGUCCCGCCUGGCCCUGCCCCAGCUGCCCCCAGACCCGCCGGUGCCCCCGCUGGCGCCCCCCUCCUCAACCUGGGGGGGCAUCAGGGCCGCCCACGCCAUCCUGGGGGGGCUGCACCUGACACUUGACUGGGCCGUGAGGGGGCUACUGCUGCUGAAGACUCGGCUGUGACCCGAGGCCCAGAGCCACCACCGUCCUUCCAAAGCCACAUCUUAUUUAUUUAUUUAUUUCGGUACUGGGGGCGAAACAGCCAGGUGAUCCCCCUGCCUUUAUCUCCCCCUAGUUAGAGACAGUCCUUCCGUGAGGCUGGGGGGCAUCUGUGCCUUAUUUAUACUUAUUUAUUUCAGGAGCGGGGGUGGGCUCCUGGGUCCCCGAGGAGGAGGGAGCUGGGGUCCCGGAUUCUUGUGUCCACAGACUUCUGCCCUGGCUCCUCCCCUUCGAGGCCUGGGCAGGAAUACAUACUAUUUAUUUAAGCAAUUACUUUUCAUGUUGGGGUGGGGAGGGAGGGGAAAGGGAAGCCUGGGUUUUUGUACAAAAAUGUGAGAAACUUUUGUGAGACGGAGAACAAGGAAUUAAAUGUGUCAUACAUACCCACUUGAGGGCGACUUGUCUGAGAGCUGGGGCUGGAUGCUCGGGUAACUGGGGCAGGGCAGGUGGAGGUCCCGAGUGGGCGGGGCAGGGACUGGGAGACGGGUCAGUCACUCAGACAGCUCUGGGGAGGCAGAGUUUGAGCCUCGCCUGGGGCCCCACACUGCACAGGGCUCUUUGUUUUUUGAGAUGGAGACUGGCUCUGUUGCCUAGGUUGGAGUGCAGUGGCGCAAUCUAAGCUCACUGCAACCUCCACCUCCCGGGUUUAAUCGAUUCUCCUGCCUCAGCCUCCCGAUUAGCUGGGAUCACAGGCGUGCACCACCACGCCCGGCUAAUUAUUUAUUUCUUUUGUAUUUUCAGUAGAGACAAGGUUUCACCAUGUUGACCAGGCUGGUUUCGAACUCCUGACCUCAGGUGAUCCUCCUGCCUUGGCCUCCCAAAGUGCUGGGAUUACAGGUGUGAGCCACCGCACCUGACCUAUAUAGGUCUUCAAUAAAUAUUUAAUGGAAGGUUCCAGAAGUCACCCUGCGAUUAAUGGUACCCGUAUGUGACAAAGCUGCAAGGUCAAGAUGGUUCAUUAUGGCUGUGUUGACCGUAGCAAAUUGGAAACAAUCCAGAUAUCCAACAGGUGAGGGUUAAGCAACAUGGUGCAUCGGUGGAUGGAAUGCCACCCGGCCACCCAGAGCAGGGACUAGCAUUCAGGGAGGCUAAGGAGAGAGGCCUGCUUCGGAUAUAGAAAGAUAGCCUGACAUUGGCCAGGCAUGGUGGUCACGCCUGUAAUCCUAGCACUCUGGGAGGACGAAGCAAGUGGAUCACUGAAGUCCAAUAGUUCGAGACCAGCCUGGGAGACGUGGCGAAACCCUGUCUCAAAAGAGAAAAAACGAUGUCCUGACAUGAAACAGCUACAAAACCACUGCAUGAUGCGAUUCCAAUUUUUGUGUUUUUCUUUCUAUAUGUGGAUUAAAAAAAAAAAAAAAAAACCCUAAAGGGAAAUAAGCCAAAUGUUGACAAGGACUGUCUCCAGGUCAAAGGAGAGAGGUGGGAUUGUGGGUGACUUUUGAUGUUUAUGAUUGUCUGUAUUUUACAGAAUUUCUGCCAUGACUGUGUAUUUUGCAUGACACAUUUUAAAAAUAAUAAACACUAUUUUUAGAAGAACAGAA